Molecule: messenger RNA, 1629 nt
Organism: Phytophthora sojae
Lineage: Eukaryota; Oomycota; Peronosporomycetes; Peronosporales; Peronosporaceae
Exons: 5
Coding region: 1-1629 (542 amino acids)
Molecular function (GO): protein binding
Source: RefSeq, a predicted model, not a curated record
AUGAACCGUGAAAAACUUCAACAUAAGCUCACAACAUGUACACAUGACGCUACAGAAUCUGACGGGUUGUGUGGCCAUAGCGAUGGUAUCCGCUACGUCUCUGGAAGAUCGCAAGUCACCAAGCCCCGUGAAUUGCGUGAAGUGAGGGGGGCGGCCGAAAGCUAUGCGCAAGUACCAGCGCACGGUAAGCGAUUUCUGUUGGUCCACAUGACGGAGGCGUCGCUGGGCUUUCGAGUGCGAGAGAGUUCGAGCGGCAAGUUCGUCGUGUCUUCAGUUGACGAGGGUUCGCCUGCUAGGCGCGCAGGCUUAAAAUUUGGUGAGGAUCAGCCGCCUGGUAGUGGGAAAGUUGUAGCAAAAAAAUGCCAUGCUCACGCUGUCGCUCGCUUGGCAGGGGACAUCUGUGAAAGCUACUACAAGGACAGAAUGGACGAUGACGAUGACGACGAGCCGUGGAGAAGUGAUACCAUGGAACAUCUCGAGCGCAUCGCAAUGCCCAGGACAGACAACAUGGAACCUGUUAGCCGUCGCUGCUGCGCCGCCGUCAUCCGCAACAGCAACAAGACGAGCCCGCAGCGAACCAAGUUCUGCUACGACCACAAGCGAGAUGCCAACUUUGAGAGGCGCCUGCAAGCAUACGAGGGAUUAAGACAGAAGCGAAGUGUGGCUGCAAUCGAUGCGCCAAAGCGCAAAAAGGUCAAAAUAAGCGUGGAUUCGGAGGACGACGGGCCCGAGGAGGAAGCAGAAAAUCAUUUGGAAGAUUCAGACGAAGGUGCAGAGGAGGAAGAAGAAACCUUCCAGGAGCUAUGUGAUCGGAUGAACCAGCGUAUCGGAACGCUGGAGCCUUCCAUGGCCACGAUCAUCAUAGAUACUUUAGAUUUCGACCCUUUGGCCAGGAUGAACCUCAAGGCAGUGGCUUCCGCUCUAUGCGAGAAAAUGUACCUCUUGAAUUCGGCUUCGCGCGAGAACCAAAGUGCUGUGAACCGAGCGAGCGACGUGUUGAGGACGGCCAAGACUGUCGAGCAAGCCUGUAAGGAAGAGCUGGCUCACGCCGAGCAUGAAUAUGAGCUUGCGAAGAAGGUAUCGGAGCUGUUUAACCAAGCGCUGGCGGUGCGAUCAGACUUGGAGAAAAUGGUUGCUGCUGGGCAGUACAAGCAGCGAGCGGAGGAAGCUUUGGGGCAGUAUGUCGUCGUGCUUACCAGAGCGCUGGGGGCAUUCUUUCUCGCAUCAUUUUUACAGCAGAAUCAGGAUCUUAAGGAGCUCGACGAGAAGAGCGAGCAGCUCAAGGAGCUAGUUAGAAGACACGGAUCUACUCGCCCCACGCGGUUGCAGUUUAUGGAAAUCGAGAUCGGCGAUAUUCGUUCCGGCCUCGACGUACUGCAGAGACAGCGUAUUCACACAAUGCGGGUUCAGUGCCACCUCUGGAGCUCUCGUACUCUAAACUUGUUGGCGGCUGACGCGAGAGCAUUGCUGGAAAAUUGCUACCGGGAUAUCCUGGACAUGCUGAUGAAGAAGGGUGACGAUCACCCCGACUGGGCGGGAAUUCACAAGUCGUUUGAAGAGGUGCUUGUUACUGUCGGCGACUGCGUCGUUGUCGGUCGCGCUCACAUCCUGUCUUCUUGCUGUGUUUAG